CUGUUGGUCCUGACUAUCUUUCGAGUCAUGAUAGAGAUAUACUUCUUAACACGAAACUAUUUAAGGAAAUAAUUAAUAAAUAUGUUAGGAAUAAGUUGAUUGGUUUUUUUAAUGAAGAUAAAACGAUCAAGAAGUUAUUAAAUGUUCAAAAACAUUCAGAUCAUAUGUAUACUAGUAAACUCAUUAACACGCAAGAGAUUACUCAAAAGUUAAAGUUGAUUAGUAAAGAAAUAUCAUCUAUAAAAAUUCCUGAUAAUGAUUAA
Racocetra persica is the source of this 263-nucleotide messenger RNA. Lineage: Eukaryota; Fungi; Glomeromycota; Glomeromycetes; Diversisporales; Gigasporaceae. The record is from the annotation of a GenBank genome assembly.